GAUACCCCCCCACCACGGAAAAUGCUUCGAUUGACUUCAAUCGCUGCUCCUUCGCGACUCCGAGUCGCAAGGUCUACUCCUGCUGCCGUCAGGGCAUACGCUACUCAAAUCCCCGUACCACCAAACCCAGCCGGUGAGCAGAAGGUCCCCGAUGUUCCCAAGAUCGAGCUCGAGACCACCGCUGCUGGUGAUGUUACUAUUUCUCAGCCCACCAUUGCUACUAGCUCUGCAGUGAUCCCGGACGUUUCGUACCCCGAGCAGGACUCCUUCGUGUCCAUGGACCGUAUUCCUUCGAUCCCGGUUGUUUCGCCCGAUGUUUGGGCUGCUGCUACUCAGGCUGCCGCUGCUCGUACGGUUAAGCCCACUCCCUCCACAACCAUCACUCCCGUCACCCCCACCGGAUCGAACCUUCGCUCCGGCCACGCUCUUCCCGCAGAACCCGUCAUCAAGACUUCGCCCGUUUCCCCCGUCGCCGAGCCUACGACCGCCCCUGUCCUUCCACCCGUCGGACCCAAGAAGAGCCGUUUCAGCCGUGCUCUCUUCUGGCUCCUGCUUUUGGGAUCGACCGGAUACGCUGGUGGAAUCUACUACUCCCUCCAGAACGACAACUUCUCCGACUUCUUCGCCGAGCACGUCCCCCUUGCCGAGGACAUCAUCACCUACAUCGAGGAGCAGGAGUUCAAGAGGCGAUUCCCUAAUGCUGGACGUCGUGUUCUUCCGGCGCCUGCGGCUCAGACUUCCGGCAAUGUCCCCUCAACUUUCGUCCCCGCUGGUGUCGCGCAUGGAUCGGACUUAACUAACAUGGAGGGUCCUCACCAGGCUGCCACGAAGAAGGCCGGGGAGCAGCAGAUUCAGGAGGCGAAGGCCCCUGAGCCUAUCAAGCCCACUGAGCCUGUCGUUCCUGUUGCCCCCAAGGUCGAGGAGAAGCAGCCCGAGCCUCCUGUACAGCAGCGACGUCUUCUCGAUUUGGAGCCGGCCCCUGCUGCCGCGCCAGCACCUGUCGUGAAGGCUCCCGAGCCCGUUGCUGCUCCUGCUCCUGCCCCUGUCGCCGCUCCCGAGCCCGUCGUCACUAAGCCCAAGCCCACCCCCGUCGACGCCUUCGAGACCGGCUCCCUCGCCGAUCCCGUCGUCGGAUCCCUCGCUGAAGCUGUCAAUGGCGUCAUCUCCGCCGCAAACGAAGGCGACGCGGUCGACGCCCUCCGUCCCAACCUCGAAGCCGCGAAAGCCGAGCUCGCAGCCUUGAACACCAAGCUCGCCGAACUCCACAAGGAGGCGGAGGCUGAGCUCGAGCGUCGCUUGACGGAACAAGGAAGGCAGUUUGCUGCGCUUGCUCAAGAGCAGCAGCAGCAGGUUCGGGCCGCGUUUGAGGCUCAGGAGAUGCAGUGGCGUGAGCAGUUUGAGCUCGAGAGGGAGAAUUUGACAAAGUUGUAUACCGAGCGUUUGAACACUGAGCUCAACACCCAAGCUCAGCUUGCUGAGCAGAAGACGCGUAAUGAGUUGGUCGAGCAGAACAUCGAGAUGCAGAGACGCUGGAUCCGCGAGAUCAAGGCUCGUGUCGAGGAAGAGCGCGGUGGCCGCCUCGGACGUCUCGAAGCGUUGCAGACGAAGGUUAAGCAACUCGAGGCUCUGACGGCUGACUCUGCAGACUUCAUUGAGGCGGGUGUGAGGGCGCAGAAGUUGCACGUUGCUGUUCAGGCUGUUAAGGCUGCUGUCGAGGCUCCCCGUCCACGAAGCAUCGCGAAGGAGUUGGCGGCGUUGAAGGAGGUUGCUGGGAAUGAUGAGGUUGUUAAGGCCGCUAUUAGCACGAUCGAUCCCGCGACGUACGAGCGCGGACAUGCCUCCAUCGCACAACUCGCCGACCGCUUCCAGCUUGUUGCGAACGAAGUCCGUAAAGUCUCUCUCCUCCCCGAGAACGCGGGUGUUGCUGGCCACGCCGCUUCAUGGUUGGUAUCCAAGUUCAUGUUGAGGAAGACUGGCAUGCCGGUUGGUAAUGAUGUCGAGAGUAUCCUGGCAAGGGCUGAGACGUAUUUGGAGGAGGGAAGUUUGGAUCAGGCUGCAAGGGAGAUCAACCAGUUGAGGGGAUGGCCGAAGAGGUUGGUGAGUGAUUGGUUGGAGCAGGCGAGGAGGCAUUUGGAGGUGAAGCAGGCUGUUGAGGUCAUUGAGUUGCAGGCUGUUUUGGAGAGUUUGAACGUUGCAUGAGGAGGAGGCAACGUGAGGAGGGUGGUGGUGAAAGAGUGG
This is a messenger RNA of Saitoella complicata NRRL Y-17804, 2238 nucleotides long. RefSeq lists its product as uncharacterized. Lineage: Eukaryota; Fungi; Ascomycota; Saitoellomycetes; Saitoellales; Saitoellaceae. The record is from RefSeq and is a predicted model, not a curated record. Gene Ontology annotation, biological process: cristae formation. Gene Ontology annotation, cellular component: MICOS complex. The transcript has 3 exons. The coding region runs from base 22 to 2199 and encodes 725 amino acids.